Coccidioides immitis RS is the source of this 2429-nucleotide messenger RNA. Its product is annotated as protein kinase regulator Ste50. NCBI's taxonomy places the organism in Eukaryota, Fungi, Ascomycota, Eurotiomycetes, Onygenales, Onygenaceae. Gene Ontology annotation, molecular function: synaptic receptor adaptor activity; ionotropic glutamate receptor binding. Gene Ontology annotation, biological process: signal transduction. The record is from RefSeq and is a predicted model, not a curated record. Bases 603 to 2126 code for a protein of 507 amino acids. The transcript has 4 exons.
AGACGAAGAGCCUGCGAACGAAUAUCCCGUUGACGCCUCCGCAGACUAGUCUACGGAGUACAUGGUCAGACUUUCGCUGGCGAACCGUCGCUUUGACAUUGAUCUCAAUGGUUCCAUUGAUCGCCGUGGGUUAACUCAAGAGCUGUCUACCCAGAUCUUUUAUCCGCGACGAGUGGCGAGGCUGUCCUCCGUCGCACCGUAUACUUUACCGUCCACCCUUGUUGCCAAAGACGUUAUUCCUGCUCAACCCCAGCGUUCGUCAACUCAAACGCUUGCUUGCAGUCGAGUUCUAGUCUGAUUUCAAAUCUUCUUCGAAGUUUAUCCGCUGGCAGAAUAUUACCACGACCUCGAAAUUGUUUUUUUUAUUUUUUUUUUUUAUUUGUUUUUGCUUGCUCGAACUUUUCUUGCGACUCAAGGAUACCUGUUUAGUCAUAGUCGUCGGUUUAUGUCUUUAUCGCCGUUUCGUCGAGGCUCGACCUUGUCUCACUCGGGACGGAUUCGGCAGCAGAAUCGAAGAAACAACUAGGGCCGCUCUGCGCUAGGGGAGGGAGUUCCUAAUUGUUUUUAUUAUUAUUGUCAUUAUUUUCCCCCUUCGUUCCGCGAUGGCAUUCCCUUCCUCAUAUCAUCACGGAGACUCAGACGCGGACGACGAAUACGAGAGGAGCAUUGUCGUCUCACCCCGCCUCGCCGACGACUCUGAAGCAUCUCCUACCGAUUCCGAACCCCCCUCUACUGAAAAUACACCCACGGCUUUUGCAAACAUGCCCGACGAUCGCACAUCACCGACAUCCUCGAUAACGGAGUGGUCUGCGGAGGAGUGUGCGAAUUUCGCUUCGAGUCUUGGCUUGAAACAAUACCGUGAUUCGUUCAUAGAAAAUGAGAUUGUUGGAGAGGCACUUAUCGCACUGAGACACGACGAAUUGAAAGAGCUUGGAAUAUCCAGUGUUGGCCAUCGAUUAACCCUGUUAAAAAGCGUAUACGAGAUAAAGGUUAAGCAAGGAGUGCCGUUCGACUCGGACCAUUAUGUCCCUUUGUCUGCCGAGCAGAGCAAUGCGAAGGAGGUAGCCACACAGGAGGAUGUUGCGCUUCUUAUAAGGACUAUUCGGAAACGGGAUGAGAGACUCGCAGCGGCGGAAGCAGAGUUACGGAAAUUGGCGGAUGACUACCGAAGGCUCAGAGAGGAACUGCUACCGGUAUUCAAGAUGGCCAAGGACAGGUCGCAGCCGUUACCAUAUCAACCAACCUCAUCCUUCGGAGGUUCUACACUAUUAUCGGAUCAAUGCAUCCACGACCAACCCGCUACUUCCCCCUCGAUAAAUCAACCGGAGAAAACAGGCACUAGCCUCUCUAGGUCUUUUUCAAAGAAACUUUUUGCCGGAGGAACCACCCCCAAAACCAGCUCACCGACACAUAUCCCGCAGUCUAUACCAGAGGGCAGGACAUACACAGACACAUCAACUCUCGAUCCAUCUGCGGCAGCGAUGGCUGCCUCCUCUCAUCUGACGGCUUCCAUGAACGGUGGCCAGCCCUCGCCCAAAGGUAUCCCAUCACCUACCUCUCCCGCUAGCUUCUAUCCACAACAAACCCUUGCAUCCCGAUCAUAUUCCCGCGAGACCUCAAGUAUCAACCGCUCCUACGACCAUCCAGAAGACCCGCAAUCACAACAGCGACAAGAUCGCCCUACACCAAACCAUCCAAACUCCAACAGCAAUCCUCCCAGCUCACGCAACCCCAACGAUGCCGCAGGCCCCAGUGUCGAGAUAUUCAAAUCCUUCCGGGUCUCCAUGGACGAUCCAUGUUACAAAGUUCUCCCUGCCGCCCUUAAGAAAUACAACAUACACGAAGACUGGCGACACUACGCCCUUUAUAUUGUCUACGGUGAUCAAGAACGCUGCCUUGGCCUUGAAGAGAAACCCUUAAUUUUAUUUAAACAAUUGGCCGGUGAUGGCCAGAAACCUAUGUUUAUGUUGAGACGACAGACACCGAUAAGCGACAGCACAGCAACAAAUAUAUAUCCCGGGGGUGGAAUUGGUAUCCCGCCGGGAAGUGCCGGUAUUGAAGGGGGAGGAGGAGGAAUUGGUAGGCCACAACCCGGGGCGAUUCAGCUACCCGGUGGUGUAUUAUGAUGCCUUUCGGGGUUCCCACCCUGCCCGUUUCCUUUCUCCUCAUCCGUCAUUUACGGUAUUUGGCUUUAUUUACGUAAUUCAGAUCUCUCCUACUUCACCUGGAAGAAGAAGAAGAAGAAGAAGAAGAAGAACAAGAGUUGGUUUUGGUCCUCAUUUAUUUUCAUUUUCAUUUUCUCAUCUCUUUUUUCUUUUUGUUGCAAAGGCACUUCCCGUUUUCAAUUAGGUUGAUGUAACUACAAUUUUUUACGGUUUAUUCAUAGGCAUAUUUGAAAUAUCUACGUUUGGGAGUGGAUAUGUUGCCGG